AUGGAGAGGUUGAGACAUGACUUCUCUAAGCAUACCUCGAGGUUAAUAGAAGUGUCCGAGUCAGUGGAACAUGGUUCGUUCAUGGGCCUGGUACAAGCGGUACAGACUGCCUUGCUCGCUCACUUGGAGAUUCUAACUGACACUUGGGAGGCGUCUCUCAUCAGUGCUAGAGAGAAGUAUACUGAAGCAAGUUGGAGCCUAUGGAAUUGGCGCGGUUAUAUUGGAGUCUUGGGGCCUUCGAACAUGCUCUUCCAGAUGUACGACGAUCUCGACGUCCACCUUUUUGAUAUCGUCAAUAAAAUGGCUGAUGUGGAAGCGGGACGCGAACCACGAUGGGUUGUUGCACUUCGAACAGCUAGUGUUCCGUUUCGAUCCCUUUAUUCAUCGUUUGAGCAACCAAAAAUUGAUUGCAAGAAAGACCACAGCCUCGUUGCGAUUCGACAUUUUCUUGUGGCACAACAGAUACUGCUAAGCCUCUCGCAGUACAAUGAGCGACAUCGCUCGCAUGGUGCCCCACCAUCGCUCAGAGUCGACUUUGCGGCACUUAUGAAUGUAUCCAUUGCUCGUCUAGCAUGUUGGUGUCUUGUUGUAUCGAGCGAGGCGCUACAUAUUGCUGGAUUGUUAGCUGAGCCAUCUACUGUAGAAGGAGCUGCCGCAGCCCUAUGCGGUAUACAAACGCAUAGAUUCUUUUCCAUGUUGGAUUUGGCAGAGCUGCCAGAAAGUGGUCCAUCUGAGACUAGAUCGUCGCUUUGUGAAUGGCUUUCUGCUUCUGACGAUUCAAGUGGAAGUGGAGAGUAUUUUCGGGAAGUGCUUCAAUCACCUAAUAACUUUGCCGCGCAAUUUUUCAAAGCGCACGAUAUAAGUUCGUCCACCCUCAUGCAAUGUGGACGUACUCGACAGGCAGCGCACAUUGGUUGGAAGAUGGCUGAGUGGAUGAGAAGGAACAGCCGAGAUGCUGGAGCAUUGCCGUUGGAGCUACGUUUUGUAUCGUCGUUGCUAGAAAGUGGUACAAAAUCUCAAGCUUUGGUUGAUGUAAUGAAGCGCAUUGUUCCGUACCUGAAAGACGACAUCGAUUUUGAACGGUUACUGUCUUAUCGGUUAUAUAUAGCAGUACACGAUGCUGAUGAAAUGGAGCGAACAAAAUAUGCUGAGGAAUUCAUCGCCCAACUUGUCGAGAGGAGACAAGACAAAGGGAGUAAGAAUGGCCGAACCGCCGGGCAUCCCGAAAAAUCUGUUUCGUGCCACUGUAAAAGGCUUCACACCAAUCAUACAAUGAAGUCAUCACUUCCUAUUUCAAUUCCGAAUUUUUGCCUCCGAGUUAAGCUUCGAGAAGUUGAUGAGCAUGUGCUGUCGCGGCGAAAAGGAGCUGUGUACGAUGUGCAUUUCAGUGAACGAGAACAAGUUUCACGUGUGAUAACGUUGAACAAACCAAGAGAACUCAGAAAAUCGAUUUCUCGAUCGAAAUCCCCAGUGGUCUCACGUCAUCCGAUAGAGGAACUCUUCCUCAUUUGCUCCGGUCAAGAAUUACACCCGGGAAACAAUGAAAUCACAGUAUCCGGUCUAAUUCAAACUCGUGGUUGUUUUUUAUUGGAUAGUGUUCAAGCGAGAUUGUUGGACGAUCUGGUAUCGAUAGACAUCGAUGACGUGAAAACGAAGCGGUUGGUAGCGAUUUUCGUCCAAAGCACACCGAAUAAGCUGUGGAUAGAGGAAAGCAAAGAUCUUUUGGCGGGAGUUGUGCAACGGGUCAACAUUACUGUUGAAGCUGGCUCGAUAACACUGUUUGAGCUGGAAAUAGCACGAGCUGCCGGUCAUGCUGAUCAGUGGACCGUUGUGCUGGAGAAUGCCAUGAUUGAAGCGGUCGAUCCGACUGUGACGAAAGAAACACCAAAUCAGCUCGGCAAGCUGCUGAACAGGGACCUUGGUGAAUUAAUACCGAAUGUCGUCUCAAGUCUUGUCUGGGUGCUGCCCAUAACUGGUGAAUUGCCAAUUUCACAUCGGCUGUCAAUAGACUAUCGAGUGAAACCAACAAAAGAGUCUGAGUCGGAAUCUGGUGAUAAAAAAUUCCUCGAUAGGCUAUAUUCAUAUCGUGACACUUUUGAUCUCCAUGUGCCUAAG
Ostertagia ostertagi is the source of this 2115-nucleotide messenger RNA. Lineage: Eukaryota; Metazoa; Nematoda; Chromadorea; Rhabditida; Trichostrongylidae. The record is from the annotation of a GenBank genome assembly.